This is a messenger RNA of Phycodurus eques (leafy seadragon), 6912 nucleotides long. It is a transcript of the gene srrm2, whose product is annotated as serine/arginine repetitive matrix 2. Bases 2028 to 6245 code for a protein of 1405 amino acids. The transcript has 14 exons. NCBI's taxonomy places the organism in Eukaryota, Metazoa, Chordata, Actinopteri, Syngnathiformes, Syngnathidae. The record is from RefSeq and is a predicted model, not a curated record.
AUGCAGUGACGCCAUCGCCGCAUCCUGUUUGAUCUCCCCGUUUUUUUGUUUACAAAUUAUUAGUUGUACAUUAAGUUAAAAAAACAACCUAGUCUGUAAAUAUCGACAAUAUGAAUCCAGAACGUCGUGGAGCCAAAUUUACACGUUAGCCGCCGCAUGCUAACAACUUACGCCAUGUUUUGUCGGCUCGUUGACACAAGUACGUUUCUCCGAUCUCCACCGACACUUCCUGCUCUCGGCCGCCGAGCAGGACGCCCCUCUCCAGGGUGCGCUGGCUGCCAGAGUCGCCGCCGCCACCCGCCUCCCGGCCGUGAGCUUCGACCUCGGCGUCGUCCUCCUCGCCGCCGCUGCCGUUCGACGAGCACGCCGCCGGGUGGCCGGCGUCCGCUUCCCCGCGCUCGCUCACCGGGUCCAGAUCCGGGUCCAUGUCCGCUCGUUCGUCCCGGUUCGGGUCUGUUGUGUUGUUCAUCUUGAAAACAAGCGCGCUCAACAACAAAGUGACAACAUGGCCGACGCGUCGCUUAUGUGUGACGUCAUUACGCACAGGGGCCAGCCUACGCACUGUAAUCGAAAAAAAAAAAAAACAUGAAUAUGUUUUUUAUUAAAAAGGGCUGUGACCGUUACCUCGCUGUUCCGAAUGGCGAUAAAAUUAAAAACUUGUUUCAGUCACCAUCGAAAAAUCCUGACGUCAUCACAAUACGACGUGGAGACUGAUUUAAAAAUGUGAUUGGUCAAGAAACAGUCCCAUUGCUUAUAGUUGAAAUUCCGGUGGGCCAGUGAAGUCCUGGGCAGAUUAGAUUGAAAUGACAACACAGACUCUGAAACCUCAUUGGACCAAAAAAAAAAACUACCAUCCACUGAGGCGUACUGGAAGCAGUGCAGUCAAGAUAAAAGAACGAAUACACUUUUGGGAAUAAAAAAAAAUACAAUUUCAUGGAAUAAAUAUAAAAGAGAAGGCCAGACUGCCCAACACUGAUUGGAUUAUUAAAUUAUUUCAUUGAAUAAAAUCAUUCAUUAUCAUUUGUAGUUAUUGAAAAUUAAUUUAAGUGAUGAAUUAACAAUUUAUUUCAAGUGCACCCAAGCUCAUUUUUUUGUGUUUUGUUUCUUAAUACAUUAAAUAUGUCUGAGGAUAAGUGCUGAACACAUGUGCAAAGACUGAGAACAAUAUAGUACUGAAUUGUUGAGAUGUGGCUCAAAUGUUAAGUGUUAAUAACGUUAAUGAAAACCUAUUCCUAUUAAAAAAAAAGGCAUGUAUUAAAUAUUUUAUUGCAUAUAGGGUUAACAUUAUGCAAUAUUAUACACAUUGUAGUUCUUUGAAUUUUUGGUUUAUAAAUAUUGGUAGGGAUAAGAUGACAGUUAGUGAAUGCAAUCAUAAGGCACAUGUUGGCACUAUAUAAGGUGGAUAACAUGGUGCUCAUGCACAUAGCUGUACAGACUUUCUUUAUAUAUGACUUUGAAAAGAACAAAGAGCGGCACAGUAAUUUAAAAACAUAAAAUGAACAAUUAUGGAAGCCUAUUUCCAGUAAAAAAAAAAUAAAAAAAAUGGUGAAAUAAUUCUGGCGGAAAAAGAUUAUUUCUUUAUUUUUUAGAGUAUAAAUGAGGAAUAAAAUGUUAAACAAAACAAUGCAUCUUUAAAAAAAUAACUUUCCGAAUUACGAGACACUAUUGGAGAAGUAUUAAUUUUAAAAUAUGUUCAUGAUCCUGGGUGGAGAACAGUACUGCAUCUAAUAUUAUGAUCCAUUAGUUGCUUGAUUUGUUCCUUUUUCACGGGACAGUGAACGCAUCUCACCUUUUCCAGCGCGUCUUUGUGACGUAUUAUCACGUGGUUUUGCUUCGUCCCUCUUUCGUUGGAGAUUAGAUUUGCUAAGCUAACUGAGCUAACAAACCUCACGUCUUCUUUCUUAACCUUUUUUUUCGAGCCACAGAAGCGGCGAAGAAACGAGUGGCAAAUAAAGACCCGGCGAAGAUUAUUUCACGUUCCUACCGGCGACGUUUCUCUCCGCUCCCGGAGAAAAGUGUGAGCCGCCAUGUACAAUGGCAUCGGCCUGACCACUCCCCGGGGCAGCGGCACCAAUGGCUAUGUGCAGCGCAACCUGUCCACGGUGCGGGCCAAGCGGCCUCGUGACGACCGCGGUGGCGAGCGGGAUGAGAAGGACCGGGAGCGGCUGGAGAGUCAACUCAACCGGCAGCCCAAUGCCGACAUCCUUGAGCACCAGAGGAAGCGGCAGCUGGAGGUGGAGUGUGCUAAGUUUCAGGACAUGAUGGAGGAGCAGGGAUACUCGGUAGAGGAGAUUGAGGAGAAGGUGAACAGCUUCAGAAUGAUGCUGCAGGAAAAGCAGCAGCCGCCUCCUUCCGCCGCUGGUGACAAAGCCAGCGUGACAGAAACUCACGCCCUGGCGGCGGCCAACCAGCAGAAGAACGACCGCCUUCGAGCAGCCUUCGGCAUCUCCACCGACUAUGUGGACGGUUCGUCUUUCCACGCCGACCGUAAGGAGAAGGAGAAGGAGAAGCGGGAGCAGGAGCGUCUGGAGAGGGAAAGGCAGCAACAGCAGCAGGAAAAAUACACGCUGGUGGAGGACUCAGACGAGUCAGAUUCCCCACCAAAGAAACGCAGUCGGAAGAAGAAAAAGAAGAAUAAGAAGAGAGCCGGCUCACAGAGUCCCUCACCGGCUCCUCGCCGAGAGAAAAAAUCAAAGAAGAAGAAGAAACGUGAGUCCACAGUGGAGGAAGAAGAAGAGAGUUCCUCCGAUGAGAAGCAGAAGAAGGCAUCGAAGAAGAAUAAGAAGAAGCAAGCGGGUAAAAGUCCCACAAAGACAAAGGCGGCACCGCAGCGGAGCAUCUCGUCCAGUUCGUCCCGAAGUCGCUCGCCUGUGCCGGUGCGGUCACGUCAACGCAAGAUGCAGGAAGUUGACAACGGGCGCAGGCCAAGAUCUCCAGACAGGAGACGAGGCCGCGACGAACAAAGUCCGCGACGCCGUGGAAGCGACGAGAAAGAGAAAGGGAGGACAAUGGCCUCCCUUCCCAGGAGGAGACGAGACUCUUCCUCACCAUCCUCUCCUCCGCAGACGGACAGAAGGAAAGAGACGGAGAGGAGCAAAGAGAGACCAAGCGAAAGGUUGCGUUCACGCAGUAAAGAGACGGACAAGAGAAAGAGGGACAACGUGAAGGACACCCGGAGAAGAUCCAGGAGCAAAGAAACGGACAAACAGAGAGGUAGAAGAUCAAGAAGUCCAGAAAGUGGCAAAGACAAAGGAUGGGGAAGGCGAUCAGGGAGCAGCGAAAAGCAGGAAAAAGCAAAGCUGUGUCCUCCCCAGGGAAUGAGACACGACUCCUCUUCUCCUUCACCUCCCAAAGUUGAUGCCAGGAGUGGUCACAGCAGAAGAGCGCAACGUGAGGAAGAGAGGGACGCCGGGAAGCGGGACACACAGACCAGACACAACUCCUCUUCUCCUUCACCUUCCAAAGUGAACAGCAGGAGUGGUCGCAGCAAAGGAACGCAACGAGAGGACGAGAGGAAUACUGGGAAGCAGGACACACGAACCAGACAUGACUCCUCUUCACCUUCACCUCCCAAAGUGGACACCAGGACUGGUCACAGCAGAGGAGAGGUAGAGAGGCACGCCAGGAAGCACGACACAAGAACCAGACACGAGUCCUCUUCACCUUCCCCUCCCAAAGUGGACACUAGGAGUGGUCGCAGCACAGGAGCGCAACGAGACGAAGAGAGGAAUGGCGGGAAGCAGGACACACGGACCAGACACGACUCCUCUUCGCCUUCUCCUCCCAAAGCGGACGCCGGGAGUGGUCGCAGCAGAGGAGCGCAACGAGAGGAAGAGAGGAACGCUGGGAAGCGAGACACACAGACCAAAUACGACUCCUCGUCCCAGUCUCCUGAGAGGGGGAACAGAGGAGAUGCAAUGCAGACAUACAGGAGUAAAGAAGCUGCAGAUAGAGCAGACACCUCUUCUCGUCCUCCUCCGCCACCCUUCAAUGGACGCCAGGAAAAAAGCAGAGAAGAUGGAAGCAGGAAGUCAGACGAGGCAACAGAAUUUCAACGAAAACCUGACGCCAGGACCAGAAGUCCUCCAAAGAUGCAGGCGCAGGAUCAAAAAGAAAGCAGCAGUGAUAGUGACUCCUCUUCAUCUUCAUCCUCGUCAUCUUCAUCUUCGUCAUCCUCAUCUUCAUCAUCCGAAGAUGAAGACCAACCCAAGGCCAGCGAAAACAGAAAGUCGUCUUCUAUCAAAGUGGCCGUUCAAAGGUUUGUCACCAACGGACGUGCCGAGAGCUCACAGCAACCCAAAAGACCCCCCGAGCAGGCAGAAGAUGACAAAGAGCGGCCCCCCAACACAGCCCCCGUGGAUCCUCCUUCAGGCAAAAAUCACCCGGACCGCCGUAGUCCGCGAGAGAAGCCGACCGGGAGGUCCCGCUCUCCCCCGACUUACCGUGUCACCCCACCAAAGCAGUACCAGGACCCCCUACCCCGCUCGAGGAGAAGUAGUCCUCCUCCGGCCCGCCUCAGGGACCGGGAGUGGGACCGGGACCGAGGAUGGGAACGGACCGCCAGACGCAGCAGGUCCAGGACUAGGAGCCCCAGAAGGCACAGCCCUCUGCUUAGGGGGCGCCGCCCUUCUUCGCCAUCCCACAGACGACAGAGCAGUCGCUCGCCAAUCAGAAGGCGAACGAGUUAUUCGCCAUUGCCGCCACGGAAGAGGCGAACCAGUCGGUCUCCUUCGCAAUCAGUAAGGAGGAGGACCAGUCGUUCACCAAUAAGGAGGCGAACUAGUCGUUCACCAGUUAGGCGGCAAGCUAGUCGCUCGCCAAUGGGAAAGCAGACCGGUCAUUCACCAAUGAAGAAGCGGACCAGUCGCUCGCCAAUGGGAAAGCGGACCAGUCGCUCGCCAAUGGGAAAGCGGACCAGUCGCUCGCCAGUGAGGAAGCGGACCAGUCGCUCGCCGGUGAGGAGGCGGACCAGUCGCUCGCCAGUGAGGAGACGGACCAGUCGCUCGCCAGUGAGGAGGCGCACCAGCGCAGCCAGUCGCUCGCCAGUGAGGAGGCGCGCCAGUCGCUCGCCAGUGAGGAGGCGCGCCAGUCGCUCGCCAGUGAGGAGGCGGAGCAGUCGCUCCCCAGUGAGGAGGCGGAGCAGUCGCUCGCCAAUGGGCAGGCGGAGCAGUCGCUCGCCAAUGGGCAGGCGGACCAGUCGCUCGCCAAUGGGCAGGCGUACGAGUCGCUCGCCGGUGGGAAAGCGGACCAGUCGCUCGCCAGUGAGAAGGCAGAUGAGUUGCAUGAGUCGCUCGCCAAUGGGAAGGCGAACCAGUCGCUCUCCAAUACCGAAGCGGAGCAGUCGUUCGCCAAUGGGGAAACGGACCAGUCGCUCACCAUCGCCGUCAGUUAGGAGGCGGCUCAGUCGGUCGCCAUUGCCUCCAAAAGGGAGCCGGCCAACCAGUCGCUCGCCUUCGGCGCCAGUGAGGAAGUGGACCAGUCGCUCGCCAAAGGGGACCGAUCACUGUGCAUCCUCAGAAGGCGCCAGGAAGCAAGAUAGCGAAGCAGACAAGCCUCGAGGUAGGCUGGAGCAGCGAACGCCGCCGGGGAAAGACGCUCGGCAGCCCAGCAGAUCGUCGUCCUCGUCUUCGUCUUCCUCCUCCUCCUCCUCCUCCUCCGACUCCUCGUCAUCAUCCUCCUCCUCGUCAUCUUCACCUUCGCCAAACAGGAAAGAUGUGAACCCUCCGGAGGGCGAGAAGAAAAACCAGCAGGAAGACGAGAGACGAGAGUAUAGGACUCUGAAAAGCGGAUGCGACUCGUCGUCUCGUGCGGCGGUGCGAGGCUCCGGAGACCAAUCGGAGCACAGCGAGUCGUCAAGAGCCACGAACAGGAAGUCAUCGCCACCUGCGGCCUGUCCUCCGGUCCGGCAGGAAGUGGUCUCCGAGCACGUCGGCGGGAAGGAAUUGAACAAGAAAGAAAGCAGGAGCAGCAGCUCCUCCUCUUCAUCUUCAUCCUCCUCCUCCUCCUCCUCUUCCUCCUCCUCUUCAGACAACUCCGACUCGGAGGCACAGCCAGGAAAAGGGAAAGCUAAAGCUGGGAGUUCCAGAUCGUCCUCCUCCUCUAACACUGAAAAAGACGAGAAGGACAAGAGGCUUCCGGCAGACUCGCUGCGAGAUUCUCGCUCUCUGAGCUAUUCUCCUCCUCGACACAUGCGACGGGCGCCCACCACCUCGCCGGGACGCAAGUCAGGCGGUCGGACCCGCUGAUCGCCACUGCUGACCCGGAAUGUGAACUUUGACCUUGAACGAGCUCCUCCUCCUCGCCGACGGCAGGAAGUGAAGCAACCGGAACCGGAAGCGAAGACACGCCCGCUACACAAUACUUCCCGUUGUCGUGACAGCCCUUCACAGUAUGGAUGCGUCAUGUGACUUCUGCUAUACUCGUCAUGUCCUCUCACUUGACGUCCUUAGUUUCGUUGUGGUUCCUUGAGAUGAUGAUAAUAAAGUUAAUUGUACAUUUUAUUGCUGUGCAAUUGGUUGCCAUCGCCAUCUCUUUUUCGGUUAUUCCUUUUUAAGGAUUUGAAAAUAAACCAACUUCUUUAGUUCCUUUUGUGGCUCUGAUGGAUGUUGGUGUGAAAUGUGCUUGUUUAUCAGUCCAAGGAUGAAAACUAAAUGUAUUGUCUUUUUUUCUUCUUCUUCUUCUUUUUAAUAAAAACGGAACCGUUGGUCAAUCGUUGAGCCAAAUUUGACAGAUAUGAGAAAAACCGCCGACACUUUCAUUUCCUCAAAAUUAACCUCAGUGGAUUGUUGUUCACUUAACGUCAGAUAAAUGACACCAUGGGAAAAGUAUAUGGAUACCAAGUAAAUGAAGCCCCUUUAAUUCUAGGAUGUGGCCUAAAAUGUAAAAGGAGUAAAUAAAAUGUUUUAAACUUUU